AAAAAAAUCUAUAACUCUAGAUAGUUUUUCACGCUACUGUAUCAUCCUGCUAUUUCUGUUAACCAGUAUAUGUGGAUGGCGAUUGUUGAUGGGUAUCUGUCGUACUUGAUCUAGUUCAAUGUCAGUUUUGUCAUCAGUUUAAAUUCUUUUGGCUCUAGCUAAUAGAGAGUGAAUUAAGUUUAUCUUCUGUUUCAAGGAGCCCAAUAUUGGAAUUUGUGUACUCGUCGUUCUAAGUUGGCUUUCUGUAUAUUGAUCUUCAAAGCAACCCAUCCGACCCUCGAUUUAGUAAAAUAUCUUAGAAAUGAAGCCCCUGAGUCUGACUCUGGUUUUACUGUAAACGUGAAUAUUGGUGACAACUAUUCAACUUUCAAAGGAUGUCUUUGGGGGAUUGAUCGCCAUUCGACUCGUGAUGGGAAAACACGUUCAGGUCUUAUUGAUGUGGACGUAAUACGAGGUUCUGUUUUCGCCAAGGCUAAAACCGGGCAUGGUUGGAUGGCAGCUGUGCGUUGGGGCUUAUUGCGCGUAGCAUUCGCUCCUUUUUACUGGAACUACUGGCGCAGUCAUACAUCCUUUCGUGUUGCUGUUUAUAUCAUGGUUCACUUUUUUCUACAGUUUUUACAAGUAGUAUUUUUCCUUCUGACGGACCCGCGGACUAGUAACAGCUCUCAGGAUGAUUUACUUCUUCCUUGCUUAUUGGCUAUUUGUCUGGGUAUUCUUCAUGCACAUAUUACUGCUCCACAUGGGAAAACUGGUUUAUAUUCGUCUUUUAUGGAUAACCCAAUGACCAAUCAAUCUUUCAAAGAUAUUGGUGACCAUGGCUUGAAUCCAAAUUGUUGUCAAUACAAUCCGGACAAUUUAGUAAAUAAUAAAUUUAGAAGUGUACAGACUGUUUUAAAUAGAAAUAGUGAGUAUGACCAUUCAUCUUGGUUUCCUGUACAGUCAACUAUUUCAGAGCAUCACAAAUCUCCAGCCAUUAUUUACUCAGCGAAUCAUCAGUCAAAAAACGUAACAAAUCCCAACAAAGAACAUAUAAUCAAUACUUCAGAACAAUGUGGACAUUCAAGUAGUGGUUGUUUCGAAUGUUGCAAAACCUCUCAGUUAAUGGACAGAAAUUACACUAAAGCACAACGAAAUAUACACUGGAGACCAUGUGAGAUGAAACCGAAAAAAGCAUUAACUUCGUCCUAUAAGUUUUUAAAAACUCACCUCGACACUGAUUAUCAAGAUGACUGUUCUGAUAUGUACGGUCCAGGUGAUGAUACCCAACAUGAAUUAAAUGUCUCGGAUGUUACUCAUGGAACAGAUGGUCCACAGACUCCAUGUACAUUAGAUGAAGAAUGUGGAAGAACUACACUUCUUCAUAAUUCGCAGGUAUUAGAGCAUAGGUCGAGAGUAGUUCGAAGACGCAGACGUCACAAUAGUUACAAUUCAAAGCCUGGUAACUCAAGUCGUGGACACGAUGCAGAUGUAGAAGAGAGCGAAGGUGAACUUAUAACUGUCCCAUCUAGAAAAGAUGUUGGGGAGAUUGGUUUCAGUGAUCAAAUAGUGGAUGGUCUGAAUCCUGAAUUCAUUCAACAGUUACGACUAAAAGGAGGUGUUGGUUCAGAUAACCAUUUUGGGUCUUCUAAUUCAGAUAUAAAUCCAGAUUCCACAGUUCUACGUACGAUAAAACGAGUAUCUGAAUCUCCAUUCAAAUCUUCAAAUUUACAUACGUCUGCCAAAUUACCAAAUACUCUGGGUGAUUUUUCAGCCAAUACUGAGUCUUCAAAUAAUGUAGGUGUUUCGAAAACACAAUCUAUCAGUGAUUCUCCUAUCCCACUGAAGAUCGAUCAAUUCUCUGAACUUGAAUGUCUUCCACCUCAUCUGUCUCAUAUUUCUUCUUUAAGUAGUUCUUUUGAUUCUUUCAUUGGACCUAGUCGCCGUUCAUUAAAACGUUCAUUGUCGAUGAGCUUUCCAGUGCAUAGUAAAAGUACUACGACUAAUAUGUUUCUAAAUAAUAAUCUAAUGUUAAAAAAAUCAUUCUCUGAUGGGUUAUUAAAUUGUUCAAUGAACUUUGAUUCGUCACAGUGUCAUCUAUUCGAUAAUAAAUUACUUGACGCAUUGAAGCCACCGUUUCAACAAAAGAGAGACUUUCGAUCCAACUACAAUAAUACGAAGGGUCAGGUUAGAGAAGUUUUAAAGUUAUGUUCAAAUCGACGAAAUCGUUUGAGCAGUGAAAAUAUUUCAUAUCGUAAAAUAUCAUUAUCAUCGCAUUCUUCGGGAGCUGCAGAGUCGUCCACUAAUUCUGCUCAAUCUUUCAGUUCUGUGAGAAAGUUUCCAAAAGGAAAUGGUCGCAUUUUUGAAUUGGAAUCCGUACAUGAUGUUGGUGCAGAAUUGACAGCCGAUCCAAAAUGUGGUCGGUCUAGUGUUGACAAACAUUUGGACAGGAAGACAUAUUCUAGUUACACUGAUAUAUUUAAAUCUCAACUGAUUGAAGACAUGAAACCUACUGUUCAACCACUUGAGUUAUCUAAAGAAUCCCAAAAGUUGAAUGAACUGAACGAAAAACGUGACUUACUACAAGAUAGCUAUGGUCAUUCGGAAUUUAAGAACAAGUCUUAUGAAUGUAUUAAUAAAGAUGAUACCAUUACCGUGUUUAAUCGACAACGUGCUAAAUAUUUACGCUUGUUUUUACAACGUGCCUUUCACCUACAACAUCCACGUGUUGUUAUAAAUUCGAAUCACACUGAUACAGAUAUGCUUGAGCCAGAUUCUGUUGUAUUAAAUAGUAAAUGGUCAAAUGAAAAUUCGAAAUAUUCGGGUAAAUAUGUUCAUUCAUCUAAAAAUCCUGAUAUUAAUUUUAAACCAUCUAAUCAACGUAUAUCGUCGUUGAAUUCCACAAACAAAAGUUGUUUAAAAUCCACUCCACCGAAAAUAUUUUACAAUUGGUCUGAGGCUAAUUCUUUGUCUGGAAAUAUUAAUGAUCGUUCACAAACGACACCAACAACGGAUGUUACAAAUGAAAAGUAUUUGCAUCGAGAUUGGAUUCCUAAACGUAUAGACAUUGUAUGCGAUACAUUUCCUCAUAUGGUUUACGCUGUUGAAAGACAAAGUAUUUCAUCAGAUUACAUUAUAUUCGCUUGUGUUGCAACAUUUGCACUACCACUCAUAUCUGUUAUAUUUCAUUCAACUAAUUCAUCAAAUAUACUGGAUAAUAAUAAUCAUAAUAACAGCAAUGAUAAUAGUAAUCAAUAUCAAUCAUUAUUUAUAACAACAAAAGGUACACUAUUAUUUUUUGGCAAUAAUUCAAUGAAUCGAACAUUCAAUACUAACAAUGCUGUUUUUGGAGACACUGUUAUUGGGUUAUAUUUACAUGCUAUAUUAAGUUUAUUUGGUCAUUUAUUUUCGACCGUUACUGUAAAAAUUCAUAAUACAUUGAUUGAUACGAAUUUACAAACUUCUUGUUGUUCGCAACCUUAUUGUAUCGUAUUUUGGAAUAUUGUGACUGGUCAAUUUUUAAUGGAUUGGUUUUCAAAACCAGAUGUACAAGGACGUUUGGUUAUUUUGAUUGGAUGUAUAUUACGCUUCAACGUUUAUGGCACUGUAUUCUUUCUUCUAUGUAUUGCUGAGCGUACAUUUCAAGAGCGUUUGCUUUACGCCAAAUAUUUCUUUUCUUUAACAUCCGGCCGUCGUGCUUUAAAAUAUCGUGUACCACAAUUUCGUUUAAAUAAAGUUGGUCACAUAAAAUGCUGGUUAAUGCUUCGGUCGUAUCUGAAAAAACGUGGUCCACAACGCUCGGUUGAGCAUAUUAUGACGAUUGCAUUUUAUAUCGUCUUUACCCUUGGUCUUAGUUUAUGCGCUCAACUUCUUUCAAAAAGCCGUAUGAGUGUUUUCACUCAUUUAACUAAUUGGGAUAUUCUGGGUCUUUCUUUUGGGAUUAUUGUAUUUCUCUAUCGAUACAUUUUACUUGGUACAAAAAUUACAAAGAAAUACCGUAACUUCUCAGUACUUAUCACUGAACAAAUUAAUUUAUAUUUAAGUAUGGAGAGUAAACCACAUAAAAAAGAAGAUUUAAUGCUAACAUUUCAAGUUCUACGUUUAGUUGAAGGUCUACUAAAAGAAGUUGAUGGUCCAUUUCGUGUUUGUGGUUGGACAUUGAAUCCAUUAGUGUAUAAUAUAUUUAAAUUAGUUUUACUUUCUUGUGUAUCUACUUUACUAUCUGAGUCAUUGGGCUUUAAAUUAAAAUUAUACAAAUUAAAAUUAAAUCCAUCCAAUUGGUAG
Schistosoma intercalatum is the source of this 4260-nucleotide messenger RNA. NCBI's taxonomy places the organism in Eukaryota, Metazoa, Platyhelminthes, Trematoda, Strigeidida, Schistosomatidae. The record is from the annotation of a GenBank genome assembly.